AGACCUGAGAGGGACGAAAAAGCCCAAAAACGAAAAGUAGUUGCAUUGGGCAUAGGACAGGUUUCCAGCUCAACAAGGCAUCAGAGUUUCAGACGAUCCCACUUGUGCAUGUCCAAAACAUCUUCCCAGCAAUGAUAGCUCCUUUCCUUCACAAACCACAGUCUCUUUCUUGUUAUAACUAUUUCCACUUACCCUAAAAAAGUUUGCCUCAGUUUCUUCACCGUCCCCUUUAACAAGACAAACUGACAUAACCGAACUACCCUCCCCAAUAACCCAUCUUUCAUUCCCAGCAUAAAUAAUGGAACAAAAGUUUAUAUGAACCAAAACCUGUUUUUGAGUUUCUCGCAAUCAUAAAGCAGAGAGAGAGAGAGAGAGAGAGAGAGGGCGGGGGGAGUUUUCUCUCUGCUGCUUUCUUCGUUCUCAACUCGGUUCCUGACUCGUUGUUCUUCCUAACUUGUUCUUCUUUGACUCAGUUCGUCGCUCGGUCUUUUUACCAUGGACGAUCCUGCCCGUCGGAGACACGGCUCUCGCCGCCGAUCGUGGUGUUGCACGUUCAAUGUACCUCCGUCAAGUCCUGAAAACCCUUAUUUGUCACAGCAUUACCGUAGCAAUAACAGCAACUGCAAGACUAAACUGGGUCCACAAAAGACUGACUCACUCUCCAAACUCACAACCUCCAGUUCUGUCCCGAACUCACCCCAGAGUUCCAAAUCCGGGUUAACUCUUGUGGGUCGGAUUGACCCUCGUCGGAUCCUUUCACCCGGCCGAGUUUCCCCUCUUGAACACACUGAUUCCUUAGAAGAGGGUCGCCACUCUUCACACGCCGCCCCAUCCGCCGCUGUCGAUUCCAUACCCAGAUCGCGAUCGAGGAGUUUUCGGGCCAAAAUAGAGAGUCCGGAUACCCACUCGGGUAAGGAUCCGGGUCGGGUCGAAGGAGAGAGAGGAGGAGUGUACGAUGUGAGGCUGAAUUUGAAAGGUAAACAUGGUGGGGUUUUGGUGUUGGAGCUGAAUUCUGGGGUUUUGGCUUCGAAUUCGGAGGUUUUCGCGGGUUUGGUUGCGGGUUCUCUGGGGAGGAAAAUGUGUAGAAUAGAGGUUCCUGAGGUGGAAAAUUUAGGGGUUUUUAGAGAAACCAUUGAGCUUAUGUUUGAAGAAAAUAUAGCGAAGAAGCUUGUCAAAAUUGGGGUUUAUAGAGCUAUUGAUAUACUUGAGGUAUCAGCUGGCAUUAUGUUUAGCAGAGGUGUUUUGUCUUGUUUAAAGUACCUCGAAGCUGUUCCUUGGACUGAGGAAGAAGAAGAAAAAUUAAGGAGCCUGUUUACAAGGUUCAAGUUCGAUGAUGCAACAAGUAGAGAUAUCUUCGCAAGACUAUAUUCUCAGGAAUCAACAGAUACCCAUCAAAAUUUAGCCAGACAUCUUGUUUCAUCUAUCACCACCUGCUCUGAUGCCAAUGCAAGAAAUGAGCUCAAGUCACUGGUCAAGGGUCUCCUCAGCAAAAGCUCAGUUUAUGAGAAGGAGCAACCUGAUGUCAACAAGGAGGACUUCUAUGCUGUUUGCCAAUCUUGUGUGAGUCUGCUAGUCAACCUGUUUGAAGAGGCCUCCGAUGCAAUAACCCAUGAAAGGAGGGCCGAAAAGGAGAUGGGAAAGCCUCUAAUUGAACGCAUCUCCAGACAGGUGGAUAAUAUCAAUUGGCUGCUGGAGAUCUUGCUUGAUCGACAGAUAGCAGAGGAAUUUGUGGAUCUCUGGGCCCAUCAAGGGGAGUUGCUUAAAAUGCAUGAGAGAGCGUCUCCCAUGGUAAGGUAUGAGCUAAGCCGGGUUUCAGCAAUUAUAUUCAUUGCAAUGGGUACAAGGAAGCUGCACUGCCGCUCUGAGGCCAGGUCAGGGCUUCUACAAUCAUGGUUUGGCCCAAUGCUGUUGGACUUUGGUUGGCUGCAAAGAUGCAGAAAGGGGCUUGACAUGAAAGCAUUGGAGGAAGCUAUGGGUCAGACCCUCCUUACACUUCCUCUGAAGCAGCAGUAUGUGCUGUUUAUGGAGUGGUUUCGAUGUUUCUCCAAGCAUGGCACUGAAUGUCCUAAUCUCAGCAAGGCCUUCCAGAUUUGGUGGCGCAGAUCUUUUCUUAGGGGCUCGGAAACAUAUGCCAUCGAAUCAAGGUAAUUGCGUAAUAUUCUUUUAAUUUUUUGUUUCUCCCACAUGUGUGUGAUAUUGCAGCAGUGUAGUGUGAGAGAUUCACAAACAUCUGUAAGGGAAUAAUGUAGAUUCUAUGUAGAAUUGUUGUAACCACUUUACCCUGUAAGAGGAAAAUGGCAUCCUAUGUUCUUUUGAA
This is a messenger RNA of Theobroma umbraticum, 2317 nucleotides long. Its product is annotated as PRLI-interacting factor. Lineage: Eukaryota; Viridiplantae; Streptophyta; Magnoliopsida; Malvales; Malvaceae. The record is from RefSeq and is a predicted model, not a curated record.